GUCAAACAAAAGUUCGGGAUCAACGUACUCUGAUAUUUGUGACAUGUUCAAGGGGCUUCUUCGGUACUUUAACAAAGUUGAAAAUCGACACAGAUGAUAUCAAACACUGUAUUUGCACUGACGUGCAUGACCAGAACGCACCCCUCCACAAUAAAGCUGUCGUCGAAGAUUGACAGAAGAAAGGCUGGGAGGUAUUCGGAGGGAACUUGAUAUUCGCCUUUAAUAAUUUCGUCAAGGUAUCGGAGCCCAUCAACCUUAAUCCACAUGUCUGGCCUCGAAGUGGCCGGUGUCGUCCUCGGCACUUUUCCACUCAUCAUCGACGGUGGGAAGCUAGUGCGGGGUUAUCUUCAGAUGACAAAGUUCUGGUGGAAGUUUUCAUCACAAUUCCCCGACUUUAUCUCUGCCGUCGAAGAUGAACUCAUUGCAUUUCGACAGAACGUGGAGCUUCUUCUACGACCUUUGGCCUUGGAUGCCGCCACAGAGUCAGACCUCUUGAACAACGCGCAUUCGAGAGGAUGGCACGAUUCAAAGCUCCGAUCGAUGCUGAAGGCUCGACUUGGCAGAGAAAAGUUGGUGUGGUUCAUGGAAAAGCUUCGCCGUCUGAACCAAAUUCUGGAAGAGAUUUGUAUUCUGUUGAUGCCCAUACAAGACGGAAAGAUUCACAUCCCACGUUCGGGGACUGUUGAUUUUGCAAUUCUGAGACUGGCUGUUAGCUUCACAAAAAAGCGGGAUCUGAUGAAAGAAGUAACCACGAUAAACACACAAAUCAGCCGAUUUCUCGAGGCGGACCUUCGUAUAGCGCAAGCCACAUUGCUUGCGCCAGCUAUCAUGGGCAAGGAGGAGUGGAAGGCAUGUCUAGCUGCCACGGCUCCUUAUCUUGACAUGCAGUCUAAGACGGCUCAGCUCUACAGGGCUUUUCGACCUGAAAGUUGGCAUUGCAGGUGUCAAACUCUUCAUCCGUGUGGGAUAGCUACGGUCUGGUUUGAUCACCACGCAAAACAGCCAGGAAGGGGGGCUAUCAACCUGUUUCUGGGUUCAAAUGAGCCACCAAACAUGCCUGUGGAAGUAGGCGUCGAAGUCUCUGCUGGAGUGGACUCUACCUGUGACGGGAGCGGCAAUGCUGAGCCCUUGUUCGAUCAGGUGGCAGACCUAACCGCUCGUAUACGGCUGGAUGCCGGGUUCGAGAUGCAUGUCAAGGCAGGGGAACAGCAGAAUUCCACGGUGCUCGCACUCUCAAGCUUCCAAACCGCGGUAAAUCCACGUCAAUCCAUCAUAGACCCCAUCUGGAUGCCUAGGAAAACGGCAAAGCUCGCAAAACCAGAUUCGGCACAACGCCAUGCAGUACCCAAACUUCCUGAGGCAGCAUCGCCUGUCCCAAAGAAGCUCCGGGUUGGUUGCAACCUCCUGAAAAAUCCCAUAUCUGUGCUGGAGCAACAUGGAGACACCAUUCACUGUGAGGACAACACAAUCACUCUAAGUGCUAAACGACAACAUCCAAGUGAGACAGGGUCCUCGUUAAAGUCAAGUAUACAAACACUAGUGGACUUUCGCAAGUCAGCCUCCCUUCUUCUCAGCGAGCGUAUUCGCAUAGGCAUCAAGCUUGCGUACACCAUUCUCGGACUGGGAACAUCCGCCUGGAUCCCCCAAGCCUGGGAUGAUCGCGAUGUCCAGGUUGUCAGAAAUGCACCCCCCAUGGUUUACUUCCACCACACUUCUAUCCGCUCGGCACUGGAGCGACAAGUGGCCAACGCCAGAGAACACGCACAGAUGACUAUUUUCACACUUGGAACGACUCUCCUCCAGCUCCUCUUUCAGGAACGCAUCGAAGACCAACCCUACUACAAAGCUCACUGUAACUCCGAUGGGUCGGCGAAUGAUUGGACACAUUGGCGGGCGGCGCAGGAGUGGCAGGAGGAGGUGGAAAUGACACAUGGGCCGGAGCUGGCGGAUGUCACUGCGAGGUGUGUCGGUGUCAACUUUGUCGACACACCAGACCUGGGGAAAGCCGAGUUCGUUCAAGAGGUGUUGAUCUCUGUGAUCGAACCGUUGGAGAAGUACGUUAAGCAUUUUUGAGAUGGGUGUGUGAGUUUCGAUGGGCCGCUGAGCUGUCGAGGCCACCCACAACUUCAUGUGGACGUUGACUAGCUGCCUGGUAGCUACCUACCUGAACCCACAAAAGAAUGGAUCCGAGACCAACCUCUGCCAAAGCCACCCCACCCAUCACCAUGGUCCUCAGCCAGUCCAACCAGCAUCUUUCCAUAUACCAAACCCCUCAGCAACCCAAAGCGGACAGGACCAAGUACCCCAAAACCUCAAGAUUCACUAUCGGCGCUGACCUUGUUCAUCUCCUCCACCAGGGAGAUAUUGAACAUCAGUCAUGUUGCAAGGCAUAACGUGACCUUGGUAAACCGCUCCAUGAAAUGAAUCCUUGAAAUGGGGUCAAGAGACAGCAGGAAGCACCGACAGCCAUUCAUGAACAGGCUGAGCUAAGGUAGCAAAUAUAGUGUGGAAAACUGUAGGAGCAAUGUUGCCGGACUCGAAACAGUGAUCAAGCCAGGCGGAGUUCAUCUGAGAGGGAAAAGUUCAAAUUGUUGAAACAUUAAAUGAUGAGAUCUAUCAGGUGGUUUUGACAUUGGUAUCAAUCACGCUUACUGGGAAUCAAAUGCAUGGAUAAUAAAGAUAGGAAUUAGGUAGUCAGUGGCUUGUAACUCAUAC
Molecule: messenger RNA, 2715 nt
Organism: Podospora pseudocomata
Lineage: Eukaryota; Fungi; Ascomycota; Sordariomycetes; Sordariales; Podosporaceae
Exons: 3
Coding region: 265-2073 (602 amino acids)
Source: RefSeq, a predicted model, not a curated record